AUGGGUUGGGAAGACACUCCAGCUACACUAUCUCAAGUACAAAAAGUGAAGCUGCAUUCCAUUAUGAAGUGCAUCCAAACCCAAGAAGCACCAGUUAAGCAGCAAGAAGUUCAGAAAAGAAAAAAAAUUUCCUCUAAACCUGCAAACGGCACGCCUAUUCUACCUCUGCCAUCAAAUCAAGUGAAAAAGAUGAAUGUUUUCUGGCUUCACAGAGAUAUUGGUAGUGAACAAUUUUAUAAAAUGAAUGGAGUUAAAAGCAAGGAAAUUCAAGUGGAUAGUGCUAUUAAUUAUUCUGUUAAAGAUAUAACUACCCUUUGCAUAGCAGCUCAUAAAGAUGAAUUCAACGUCAACUAUUUUCAAAAAAGCGAGACAAAAAUAGGAAGAAAAGAUUUUAACUUGAUUGAAGAUUUUGGUUCAGAUGGUUUUUGGGGAUAUUACAAAGCAGCUUAUGCCAAGGCACAUAGACCAAUUUGUCUGUAUUUAUAUACAAUAGCAAAUCAGCCAAAGUCAUCCAAUCAAGUUACGUCUGUUGCAGUUCAAUCUGAAUCAUCAUCAACUCAAUCCAAGGAAAAUUCAUCUUUAUUUUUAAAUGCACUUCCAUCCUGCCAAUCAAUAUUCAAAACUCCAGCGCUUACUAACGAAAUUCCAGUUUCUAUGAAAAGUAAAAUUAAAGAAACAGAUAUAGAAGCUCAUUUGGUUUCCAAUAAAAAACAGAAAAUAUCAAUAGAAGAUGUAGAUGAUGUAAAAGCAGGUAUAGCAGUUGCAGUUCCAAUAGAUUUUUUAAAAUUCACCGAUACAAUCCUUGGAAAGGGAGCAUUUGGUGAAGUAAGAAGAGGGUUUUGGUGCGAAUCAGAGGUGGCAAUUAAGACCUCAGAUCUAUUUCAACAAACGCCAAAGCAAAUAAUAAAAGAAAUCGCAAUAUUAGGAAGAGUUAGGCACAGUAAUAUAGUUUCUCUAAUGGGCUAUUCAAGAAAUGAUAAUGAGUUCCAUAUCAUUAUGGAUUUUAUCGAUGGCUAUUCUCUCCAUGACUUGAUAUUUAAACAAAAUGUUAAAAUUAAAAUGCCGUUAGAGGAGCAAGAUAAGGUAAAAUUAACGUAUCAAAUCCUCUUAGGAAUAGCAUUUCUUCAUCAAUUUCCUCAUCAGAUUCUACACAGAGAUAUUAAACCGGCAAAUGUUAUGGUGACUAAAAAUAAAUUCGUAAAAAUUUGUGACUUGGGUGUGUCCAAACUAAAGCAGUUAAGUACUGAGUUAUUGACAACUCGAGGACAUACCAACUGCGUUGGGAUUCCAUUAUAUAUGACUCCAGAACUAUUUUUAGAUUUUCAAGAAGCUACUGAAUACAGUGACAUUUGGUCACUAGGAUGUACCUUGAUUGAAAUGUACAGUGAAAACCGUGUGUGGCAGCUAGAGUCUAUAAGCAAUCUUAAGGAAGUUUUGAAGAGGCGAUGCAAACCUAGUAUGUUAAGUGUACCAGAAUUUCUCCAAGAAAUAAUCAGUACUAGUUUUAAUUAUGAUGUCAAUUCAAGGCCAAAGGCUUUAAAAAUUUUACAAGUAUUAAAACAAUCUGGUGUAGAAUUGAAGUUAAAUUAA
Molecule: messenger RNA, 1590 nt
Organism: Trichogramma pretiosum
Lineage: Eukaryota; Metazoa; Arthropoda; Insecta; Hymenoptera; Trichogrammatidae
Product: probable serine/threonine-protein kinase DDB_G0281745
Exons: 2
Coding region: 1-1590 (529 amino acids)
Biological process (GO): protein phosphorylation
Cellular component (GO): cytoplasm
Molecular function (GO): protein serine/threonine kinase activity; ATP binding
Source: RefSeq, a predicted model, not a curated record